Coccidioides posadasii C735 delta SOWgp is the source of this 1197-nucleotide messenger RNA. RefSeq lists its product as uncharacterized. Gene Ontology annotation, cellular component: cytosol. Gene Ontology annotation, biological process: L-threonine catabolic process; glycine biosynthetic process. Lineage: Eukaryota; Fungi; Ascomycota; Eurotiomycetes; Onygenales; Onygenaceae. The record is from RefSeq and is a predicted model, not a curated record. Gene Ontology annotation, molecular function: L-allo-threonine aldolase activity.
AUGCAUCUUCAGUCUCACCAGCAAACUGCGGCUGCUACUGCUACUGUUAAUCCAUCCACGAUCGAAGUUCUUCGUUCUUUAGAUGGAACCAUUGCCUGGGGCCAAUCCGGAGCGGCAAGGAGCGAUUUCAGGAGCGAUGUGAUCACCCGGCCUAGCCUGCGCAUGCUCGCCGCCAUAGUCGAAACAUCCCUCGGCGAUGACGUCUUCCGCGAAGACCGCACGACGCUCGAUUUCGAAGCCCACGUCGCCUCCAUAACCGGCCGUGAGGCAGGCAUGUUUGUCGUCACGGGAACCAUGGCCAACGAACUCUGCCUGCACUCGCUCAUUUCUUCCCGUCCCUGCGGUAUCCUGCUUGAUGCUGCCGCACAUAGCGUCAAUUUCGAGGGCGGUGGACCUUCAAUCCUGAGUGGUGGGAUGAUCCAAACCGUGCGUCCUUCAAACGGGAAGUAUCUUCGCGUCGAAGAUCUAGAAAAACAUGCUGUCAUCGACGAUGACGAUGUGCAUAAAUGUCCCACGGGAAUCAUAUCGAUGGAGAACACCGCCGGCGGCAUCAUCCUGCCCCUGCAUGAACUCCGGCGCAUUCAUGACUGGGCGAAACGGCACGACGUCAAGACACACCUCGACGGAGCACGUUUGUUUGAGGCUGUGGCUGCGGGUGCAGGCUCUCUGAGAGAAUACUGCGCGCUCGUUGAUGUUGUGUCCGUGGAUUUCAGCAAGAAUCUAGGCGCGCCGAUGGGGGCGAUGGUGCUGGGGGAUGCAAGCUUGAUACGUCGAAUGCGGAGGACGAGGAAAGGUAUUGGGGGCGGGAUGAGGCAGGGAGGUGUGAUUACGGCUGCUGCAAGGGAGGCGCUGUUUGAGAAUUUUGGCAUGGGCGCAGAGAUUGAGAAGCCGGUGCUGAGGGAUGUGCACCGCGUUGCUGAGAAGCUGGGGGAGGAGUGGGUUAGGAGAGGGGGACGAUUGACCAAGGACGUUGAGACGAAUAUCGUUUGGUUGGACAUUGAUGCGCUGGGGAUCGAUAGACGGACACUGAUUGACCUGGGGAAGAAAUACGGCGUAGUGUUAGACAGUCCGAGGGUGGUAUGCCAUCACCAGAUUGAUGCACAGGCCGUUGCCGAUCUGGUGAGGCUCUUUGACCAUAUCCUAGGCGUCAACAAACAUAACGGCAUCAACGGUAACGGCAAUCUCCUCUCGCAAUAG